This is a messenger RNA of Labrus bergylta (ballan wrasse), 6782 nucleotides long. It is a transcript of the gene mecp2, whose product is annotated as methyl CpG binding protein 2. The record is from RefSeq and is a predicted model, not a curated record. Gene Ontology annotation, molecular function: chromatin binding; double-stranded methylated DNA binding; methyl-CpG binding. Lineage: Eukaryota; Metazoa; Chordata; Actinopteri; Labriformes; Labridae. Gene Ontology annotation, biological process: negative regulation of transcription by RNA polymerase II. Gene Ontology annotation, cellular component: nucleus; heterochromatin.
GCGGAUGGAAAUGGAGUCGAAGGGGGCGGGGUGCAGCAGAAGGGAGCAGAGAUGUUUGGAGGCUUUUUUUUAAUAUAAAAUUAUUUAUUUAAAUAAAAAUGGCCGCCGUGGAGAGCGGAGAGGAGAGACUGGAGGAGGGCCAAGAGGGUGAGGGACCUACUGACCCUCAGCCCCCUGCCAGGUCCCACAGUAAGUCCAAGAAAGGUCGUCGUGAGCGCCGCCAUGCUGACAGAGGGACUGAAUCCACGGCCACACCCCAACCAGCUGCACUGCAGCCACACAUGGGGGCGGAGCCACAGACACAGGUGUCUGAGCCUCAGGCCGGACCUUCAGAGGAGGCGGGGUCAGAAACGGCAGGCGGUAGUGAGUCAGCAGGUUCUCCCAGGCAGAGGCGCUCCAUCAUCCGGGACCGUGGGCCGCUCUAUGAUGACCCAUCACUGCCUGAAGGCUGGACACGCAAACUCAAACAGAGGAAGUCUGGACGCUCGGCGGGGAAGUUUGAUGUUUACUUGAUCAACUCGGAAGGAAAGGCUUUCCGUUCCAAGGUGGAACUAAUCGCUUACUUCCAGAAGGUUGGUGACACAACUACUGACCCCAAUGACUUUGAUUUCACUGUCACCGGACGUGGAAGCCCUUCCCGCCGUGAGAAACGCCCUCCAAAAAAACCAAAGGUGGUGAAACCAUCAGGUCGAGGCCGGGGGCGUCCCAAAGGCAGUGGGAAGAUGCGGCAUGCUACAGAGGGCGUGGCCAUGAAACGCGUUGUUGAGAAAACCCCAGGCAAACUGCUGGUCAAGAUGGCAGAGUCCUCGACCGGCACUACCUCCACUGCCUCAAAGGUGGCGUCUCCUGCACUCGUGCCCAAGUCCCGUCCCGGCAGAAAGAGGAAAUCAGAACAGGAACUUCCAGUGCCACCACAGACCGCCCCCAAGAAACGGGGCAGAAAACCAACGUCGGCAUCGGCAUCAGCGGUUGCCACGGCAUCCACCUCCUCAGCAUCCACCUCUGGUAGCACCGCCGCUGGGAGCUACGCAGCAGCUGCCAUUUUGGCCGCUGAAGCAAAACGUAGAGCAGCCAAGGAGUCUUCCACCAAAGCUGUUGUCCAAGAAACAGCCCUGCCAAUCAAAAAACGUAAAACAAGAGAGACGGUAGAGGAGAAGGAGAGUGUCCAGACUCCCGUUGUUUCACAAGCGGAGACUGAAAGAACGGUCACUUCAGGGGGAGAGGGAGCUAAAGGGGAGGGAGUCCCUACCUCAGAGACUUUACCUGCCUCCUCGGAGAAGAGCCAAUCACAUACACAGAAGCAGCCCACUGCAUCAGAUGAAGGCCAGUCACAUGGACAAAAGAUGCAUAGAGGAAGGAAGCACCGGGAGAAAACAGGAACAUCAGACGCAGAUGGAGGAAGAGGAGAGGAAGCAGAUGAAGACGUGGGUGAUAAUCGAGGAGACGGAGGAGGAGGAGGAGGGAGGAGUAGCAGCAGCAGCAGUAGCAUUAGUCCGUCGAAAAGACACAAAAGGAAGGAAAGGACGCCUCACAAACACCACCAUCACCACCACCACCAUCAUCAUCAUCGCCACCAACAUUCCUCUGCCUCCUCAGAGGAUCAGCCUCCUCUUCCUCCAGCUCCUGCACCCCCAGAAUCCUCUAACCAGUCCAGACCUGAAGCUGAGCCCCAGGCCGUGCCUCAACUCAACCCCCAGCACACUCAGCAAGCUCAUCCCAGACCAAAGUCAAAGUCUGACACCCAGACCCCCCCUGAACCCCGACAUCCUCCCCCUCAACCGCGCCACUUGCCCCAGCCCCAUACCCUGCAGCAUUCCCAGGACCAGUCGCCCACUCAACCUCAAGCCCAGGCUCGGUACCCCGCAUCCCAGCCCUCUCCCACGAGGCAAGUUCAACCCCAGCCAAGUCCCCAACUUCCCCCAUCCCAAACCCAGAGUCAGCGCCAGGCGUCCCCCCCAAAAGCCCAGUCAAAGCCAGUCCACUCCUCAGCUCAGCACCACACCCAGCUUCAGGCUCAGCAUUCUCCAUCUCAGCCCCGCCCCCCUCAGUCGCCUUCAAUUCUGCAUGUCCAUUCAACCCAAACAAGGCAUCCACAUUUGCGAACCCAGUUCCCAACAGCACUUCAAUCCCAGACCCAGCACAGGCACCCAUCCCAACCCCAGCCCAAACAAUCUCAACCAGAGAACCGGCAGUCACUUCAGCCUCAGUCUCAGUCCAGGACCCCUACCCAACUUCAAACUCAAACCCAACCCAGGACCCAACUCCGGAAUCAACCCCAAUCCAGAGCCCAUCUUCAGACUCAGAGCCAGUCCAGAAUCCCAACCCAAGUUCAGACUCAAACCCAACCCAGGACCCAACUACUGCCUCAACCCCAAUCCAGGACACUUACCCAAAUUCAGCUUCAACCCCAGUCCAGGACCCAAGUUCCAAUUCAACCCCAAGCCAGGACCCAACCGCAGACUCAAUCCCUAACCAGAGUUUCAGCUCAAGUUCAGCCUCAAAUGCAGCCAAGAACCCCUGCCCAGCUUCCACCUAACCUGCAGCCCAGGCAUCAGGUGCUGCCGCAACAGCCGACGAGACACCUUCCACAACAUCAACCCCAGACUCAACACAGACCACAACCCAGACAGUCAUCUUCCCAGCCAAGACCACCCCAGCCCCAACCCCAACCCCAACCCCAGUCCCAAGGACAACUACACUUUCAACGGAUUCAAGUGCAUUCGCGUCCCCAUCCCCCACAGAUCACCAGACCCCCUGUGCAGCACAUCUCAUCCCACCGACCAUCUUCCAGCCUAACCAGGACCAACCUGGUCCCCGUUCUGCAGAACCAGAGUGAGCAGCCCCAAGAUCUGAGCACCACACGGCCAGGAAGAGGGAGCCUGCUGCAGAGUCGAGAGGUCUCCUCGGAAGGCGUCAGGGCGGGGGAGAGAAGGGAGCCGGUCAUGGCAUCAGAAGGCAGAGAGGUCGUAGGAGGUGGAAGGGGGUCAAACAGUACCUCGAGGUCCAUACCUCCUGGAUCUCCAGUAGUAGCCGGAACCGGGGUUGGUCUGGUCCCUGGGGCAGAGGGAAGACCUAGGCUCCGAGCAGAGCCAGAGGCUGCAGGUGAGGGGAGAGAGCUCAGAGACAUUGUCCCCCAGUCUGCCGUCCCCUGCCCAAGCCGGGAGGAAACCGUCGAAUCACGGACUGUGGUCAGCGAACGAGUAAGCUGAUCAGUGAGGCUAGCGAUCAGCUGACUAAUCAGUUUACUGAUCAGCUGACUGAUGGACUGAGUCAGCAGUGGAAGAGUCAGGUGGAUAGGAGCGUGACUGGACUGUGUCGAUGACUUCACGGCGUUUUCAGAUAGGAAUCAGUUCCCAGAGCUUCUCCUCUUGUCUGAUUGAAGACUGCAAAGUUCUGGAUCUGAGAAUCAACAAGCACUGAGGACUGCUGGUGAAGAGAUUGGAAUUUUGUCUUUUUUAGGAAAACAAACAAAAGGAAAACUGAUAAACAAGUGUGUGUGUAUAUAUAUAAUCAAAAGGCAGCUGUUGUGUCCCGCUAGUCUCCAUAGGGAGGGGGGGGGGUAGUUUGGAACUAAAAACCAAUGCUUAACAACACAUUACUCUGAACGAAACGUUGCUUCCGGAAUAUAACCUCCUUUUUAUUUGUAUUUUGAUAGUUUAUAAUUUUGUCUCUGUUACAGCUUUAAACUCUGAUAUUAUUGACUGACGGUCCCUUAUUAUCGUCGUGCUGCUGACUGACGGUCCUUUAUUUAAUAUUCUGCUCUCUCAACUGAUAGUCCCUUACUGAAACUGACGGUUCCUUACUGAAACUAGAACUUAACUAAAAGCCUCAGAGGGGAUGUGAGGCGGCGGUUUGCACCUUAAACUGGUUUCUUAGAAAUCUUUCAGUUUUUCCACCCAUGGUUCCAUUAUGCCGUUAAUAGAAAAAAAAGGGGGGGUCUAUAAUGUUUUCCAUCCUCUUCCACACUGCCCCCUAGAGGUAGCCGUUCUGAUGUAAGAGCAUUACUUGUUGACUCUACACAGAUCUCACUUUUAGUUUUUUAACCCAUUCUAUGAAGCAUUCAAACAGCUCAAGGUGUUCUUGAUAACGUCUUAUCAGAAUCUGAAUCCCGGCAUACACUGUACGAUCGUAGAAAAGUCCCGUAGGAAUAUCGGCUCGCACUGCACAUCUGAUUUGUUUACAACGCAUGACCAAAGCUCACAUUUCAUGUUCUCACAGAGUACGACCCAAAUGUUGGACAUGACCUGAGUGCUCACACUGUGGGAUGGAGCAUUGACUAUUGUCAAUAAAGUUUCUUUUGAUAGCUCCCUUAGACGGAGGAUGAAGUGCUCAAAAAUGCUCACACACUCAGCAGCACAUUUAAAAACAAACUAACUAGAAGCUAAAUCAUUACAAAUAAGACGACACAUCAGACAUGCCUGCGGUUGCCAUAGUGAUUUCAGAGGCCGUCUUGACAGUUUGUGCAGGCACAAUCAGGAAACAAGCUCUGGAGUCUGGGGAAUUGGCUUGUGGCUCUGCACUUACUGCGAGUGUGUGCAGUCCAGAAAUUGAUCCACAGGUCAGGAGCAGCUGAUUGGGCUGAAAUUCGGCUCGACCUAAAAAAAUUAGUUGUAGUACACAAAGAUGGAGGCUUAAAAUCGUACAGUGUACGCCUAGCUUAAACAGAUGGUUCUUCUGUUUGAUGAUAAAUCUUCGACCAUGCUCGUUGGUUCUUCGAAUGCUUCAGACAUUCAGAGUUCUUCCAUGGCAGAGAUUCUUCCACAUCGGCCUUCAUUAAAUCCGUUUGUUUUGGUUGUGUUUUUGUUUUCAAAAGAAGCGCUUAUAAAAUCAAACCAAACCCACUUUUACGGUAGCUUUACUUUUAGUUUGUCGUUUCAGUUUUUUUUAAAUUGUGUCUUUGUGUUGAAUGUCUGGAACAGUUUGCACUCCUCCAGUUUGUACAAUCAACCGCCUGCAUGUCGCUCGGAGACUCUGUAGGCCUUCAACCGGAGAUGCACGUACGCAGAGGUCCAACCUCACCAGGGUUUCACUGUCAGCCAUGUUGGCGAUUGUGUGUGGAGACAGAACCCUGAUGGUGGUCAGGUUCAGUUCCAUGUGGAGUCAAAUGUGCUGGAAACAGAAACAAACAGUUCACUGAGCAGCAAACUGAUUUUUGAGUCUGUGGGUUCAGAUUAGAGAGCGCGAAGGAGAAACGGAACAAACAGUAACACAGUCUGGACCAAUGGGAGUGUAGCGUUUCUACUCUGGGUUUUCAAGGCAAUGCUGCUGCGAGGAAACGUGAUUUAUGGAGUUUGGCAAGAAAAUCUAUAUAUUUUUGGAAUGAUAAGCUAAACAAGAACUCAACCUGUUAGAUCACAACGGAGAGAGUCCGUCAUCAGAGCGUGUAAAGAUGGCAGCCAACACCUACUUAUAUCUGAAUGUACACGAGGGUUAUGUUGUGCUUUCAGUUCUUUUAGGUCAGACAUCUAAACUAAUUGGUUGAAUUUAGAUGGUUAACAGGUUAAGUCAAGUCUUAAUUCUGGUUAGCGCCUGUGUUAGCUCCACUCUGCUCUUCUGUUAGCUACUCUAUUAGCUCCUGUGGUAGCACCUGUGUUAGCUCCUGUGUUAGCUCCUCUGUUUGCGACUCUAUUUGCGCCAGUGUUCGCUCUUCUGUUAGCUCCUGUGUACGAAUGUACACACAUGGGUUAUGUCAUGCAACACUUUCAGUUCUUUUAGGUUAGACUUUUAAACUAAUUGGUUGAACUGAGAUGGUUAAUAUGUUAAGUCAAGUCUUAAGUCGGGGUUACUUUAGCUCUUCAGUUAGCUACUGUGCUAGCUAAUGUGUUAGCUCCUGUUUCAGCUCUUCUGUUAGCUGUCUUGCUAGCUCCUCUGUUCAAGUGUUAGCUCUUAUGUUAGCUCCUAUGUUAGCUAAUGUGUUAGCUCCUAUGUUAGCUCCUGUGUUAGCUCCUCUGUCAGUUGCUGUAUAGGGUCCUGUGCUAGAUCUUGUUUUAGCUCCUGUGGUAGCGACUGUGGAAGCACCUGUGUUAGCGACUCUGCUAGCUCUUGUGUUUGCUUCUGUCAGGUCCUCUGUGAGCUCCUGUCAGCUCCUCCGUGAGUUCCUGUUAGCUCCUUCAUUAGCCUCCGCUCUGAACCUUCAGACUCUGUUUGAAUGUUAAUCUCUGUCUGUCAAAAAACUUCGAUGUUCUUGACUCUUUGGCUCCAGCACUUCAGCGGUAUCAUCGCUUUAAUGAGUUUACUAGACCAGAAAUAAUCCAAUAAGUGAAUGUGUUCAUGCUGGAUAAAAAUAAAUGUGCCUCGUUCUUUAAACUCCUCCCACCUGGUGUGAUGUCAUACAGGUGAUGUAGUCCAUUUCCACCUUAGGCUGAAAAAUCCUCUCUGCGUACGUGGAGCUCCGCCUACCGCCCAGUCUGCUCACAGCAGCUAACCUGUUAGCAUGCUGCUGCGUGGUGCAGCUGCAGAAAUCAAACAUCCCUCUGUGACUCCACAGGAUUCGCCCCGCACAAACCCAGUAACCAGCCACCAUAUUGCAUGUUCCAGAGUUUAGUGCCUAUAAUAUUGUGCGUCUUGCCAGAAGCCACCAUGUCAGCCAAGCCAUGUUGUGUUUCUAGACUUAGUAGUGAUGUGUGUGGUGACUUCAUAGUUGCUAAUAUUGAGGAUGAAUAUUCUGCUUUUACUCUGGUUGGAAUCAGUGGAAACUCCAAUACACUGUCGCUGUAGACAAAACUAGUUUUUACCUGUUUUCUUAUUUUUCUUUCUAACUAAAAGCGUUUGUUGUCCCCUGA